GGUAGGUAGUGUGUGUAUUACUAUGUCUUCUGGCUUCGAGGACGUCUACUUCCUUGAAAUAUCCUGAACAUGGUUUUCUUGAGGAGUCUCUUCAAUUCUAGUCAAAGAGUGGCCAGAAAACAACUACCUGAUUUGAACGGCAUGAAUCAAAAUAAUUCUUGUUGGCAUUAGCUUACUUUUCCGUGCAUAGAAAUGACAGUUUCAACGCUUAGUCUGUGGUGCUGCCUUCUCGGAUUACUAGUGUUAGUGAAUUCAGAGCUACCAAAGAACGAUAUUACCUCUAGCUCUUUCACUCUUCCAAAAUUCGGAUAUUUUGAUUGCGCGGCAAAAAUGAUUUGUCUAUUACGCAAUGCGGAGAUCCCGGAUGUUGAGGCCCACGAGAUAUUAACAGGGCUUGCCAAACUUGCCUCUUCCAAUGGCACGAACUAUAUCACAACCCUCAGUAAACGAAUUAAUCAGUCAAUAAGUGAAGAUGUUCAUUGCGUUUUUCCAAAAUGUGGCUUAUCCUCAUCUACACUGAUUCGCGAAUUUCGUGAAUCAAGCCGAAUUCAUCCGUACUUCAGUUCAAAACGGGUCAAGCGGUCCCAAGUUGUUCAACCUCGCACCCGAAGGAAAAGACCUUAUCCUCCGCCUCCUCAUCGCCCACGACGGCCCACGUUAAUUCAAGAGCUGUUUAGGCAUCCCAUCAUAAGUCCAGACGAAGCCGAAUUCCAACAUGAGUGCGAAGUAUGCCGCGCUAAACAAUCUUUAUGUACCUCGUUUUCCAUCGGAACUUAUGGCAUAUGCGGGGCUGCUUGGUUAGUGGCUGGACCAGUUGGCCGGUGGACUUGCAACAUCGUUAGUGCUCCAAGAGGACUCGAUUGCCUUUACAACACGUGGGAAAACUGUUUUCUCCGAGAUUGUGGCGUAGUUGAUUUAGAUUUCCUUGAAGACAUAUUUGACGCCGACAACCGGGCGCACCAAUAGAGAAAUAGUCAAAUAAAACAAAACCUGUUUAGUUAAAUUUUUG
This is a messenger RNA of Tigriopus californicus, 1009 nucleotides long. RefSeq lists its product as uncharacterized. Lineage: Eukaryota; Metazoa; Arthropoda; Copepoda; Harpacticoida; Harpacticidae. The coding region runs from base 193 to 966 and encodes 257 amino acids. The record is from RefSeq and is a predicted model, not a curated record. The transcript has 3 exons.